This is a messenger RNA of Rhipicephalus microplus (southern cattle tick), 7185 nucleotides long. RefSeq lists its product as uncharacterized. Gene Ontology annotation, cellular component: cytoplasm. NCBI's taxonomy places the organism in Eukaryota, Metazoa, Arthropoda, Arachnida, Ixodida, Ixodidae. Gene Ontology annotation, molecular function: calcium ion binding. Gene Ontology annotation, biological process: negative regulation of Wnt signaling pathway. The record is from RefSeq and is a predicted model, not a curated record.
GAGAGCGGCGGCAAGCGGUGGCUCCUUCAUUGAGUGCCUUGCGGAAAAGAAAGAAAAGUGUACUACAGCAGGCCAGUUCUGCGGGCGACCAUGUCUUCUCGCUUGCCGGCACUGUCGACGUUCGGGGCUUGGCUGUGAUGCUCCGGCGCUUUUUCCCAACGCGGCACCAUGGGCAAGAUGCAGAGCAAGCACGGUGACUGCAUCGUUGUGAAUGCGCAUUUCAACCCCGUCUGCCAGUUGGACGACGACCUGCCGCGACAAAAACCGCAGAGCCAGAAAUUCGCCUGUUCGGAGCUGUCUCUGUCACUUUGUGAUGAUGAGAGCUGCAAACCAAAUGACAGAUUCGAGGAAGAGAAAUGCUUGCACCAUGAAGGCAGUACAGGCAGCACAGACAAGGUGACUACACCAUCAUUGACUGAGGAUGACGAGCGACCAGAAAAAGCUGAGGAAGAGAGAAGUGAGAAGGAGGAAAGAGGAGAAAGUCUAAGUGCAACGGAUGUGUCUUGCAAUAACUCCCACCAUGGUGAAGAGAGGCAGGAGUUCUCCUUCACUCUUUACGACUUCAAUGGUCAUGGCAAGGUAACGAAAGAUGACAUUGCAAGCCUCGUUCGUUCAAUUUAUGAUGCACUUGGAAAGAAAAGCUUGCCAAAGUCGGGUAGUCGAACUAUCAAAGUGAGACUUGCCAUUGGACCAGAUGAGGACAGCUGCGCAGCACAGACUCGACCACUUUCAGAGUCCUCAGCACGCAGUAGUGCCCCAACAGCUUGCACAUUGCUAACAGAUGAACCACCUCCUAGUCGCAGAGCACCGGAGAGCCUCUCGGUUCCUGUGCACCGAAAGUUUCCUCCACAGACAGAAAAUGUUGCAGCAACAGGAAACAGAUGCAAACACUCAUCUGGUGGAAUGCCAGCGUCACCACAGGGAAAUCACUCACGGAGGGUCAAGCCACGUGUUCAUCAGCGACAUGAGCUCCUGCAAUGGCUGAAAGAGAGCACAGAGAAGGCUUGCUACCAAUCAGCUGCUGCAGAAGAUAACAGACGACCGCAGCAGGCGGCAGCAGCCCGCAGAGCUGAGGCCACCUCACGGCCAGAGCCCACACCAUGUCCCUACCAAUUGCUCGACCGAGGCCAUGAAUGUGGAGGUGCUUCAUCAAGCCCUCAGUGUGAGCGGCGUCAACAUAGGCGCUCAAAGUCGCAUGAAGAGGAGCCACCCUGUCGUGGCUGGCAUCACCACUACCGACACCGAGAGCGGGACUUGGAGCGCCAGCGUGCCAUGCGCCAGGUAGCCAGCUGGAUAGAACGCGAGCAGCUGACCGGUCCACCACCUCCUUCUGCUCAGCGUCACGAGCACCACCAUUUGCAUGAGCACGUGCACCAUCACUACCAUCACUACGUCGACUGACAGUGUGCCCAUGUUUUGGCUCUUCCCUGUAUGUACACAGGGUGUGAGCGUGAUGUAGUGCACUCACUUGGAUGAGCACAAGGCAGAGGCUGACGCUAGGCAUCCACUGUGCAGGUGUACACAUCCUGACCUUGUUGACCACAACGACAGUGAGAAAAACAGUUCUGCCAAUGUGGGGACAAGCACAGUGAGAGUUCAACCACCAUGGGCCUAAACAACCCAUACUGGCAUAGUGUUUGUCACUAACUGGACCACUCCGCUGAAAGGUUUGCCUGUUUGUUCCCCACAUCAGGCCUCCAUCACAAACUUGUCCAUAAAAACUUCAUUGCCCAGGGCAAAGUGCCACCAUAUCUGUACAUUUUCUACUCUGUUGAGACUAAUUGGGUGUACCAUGAAAUGAGGCUGGGGAGAUCACUUGUUCACCCCAUUUCCUAGGCUUUAAGAGAGUGAAGCUUUGUUCUUCUACCCCAUUUCCUAGGCUUUAAAAGAGUGAAAAUUUGUUCCUCUGGUGAGAAAGAUUGAGGUGUAAAAUAUUUAAACAAAAAGUAACAGGUUGUAAAGAAUAUAUGCUGCCUGAAAUUUUAUUUACACUCGCAUGUAGACACUCAGAACAGGCUGUUCCAAUUGUAAUUUGCAUGUAAGUGUUCUGUGGAAAAUAUUUAGUUGGGGUAUGAAUGUGUUCAAAAAGUUUUAUCACAUGCCAGUAGUUGGAUGCCGGUGAUGGUAUUAAUUGUAAUUAGCAGUGCCACUGUAUACAGCCCAAUGUUUUGACAACUUCGCAGGCAUAUGAAAUAUAUGACUCAAAUGUCAUUUCCUUUCCAUUAUGGUUGCUAAUAGGUACAUAUGAUGAAAUACAAUAAUGUAUUUGAAUGUAAUUUGGUGCAGCUGUCAAUGCAUGCAUAUAUAAAUAUUUUUUACAUUCUUGCUCAACAAUAUGCGUGGCAGGUCACACGUGUUUUCUUCACAUAUGCAUGUGGCACUAAUAUGAUCGAAUGUAUUUAUGUGUGUGCUUUUUUUCACUCUUGGCUUGCAUGGUUACAGCAUUAAAUUACUAAAAUUUAUAGAAACACUACAUAAAUGUAUUAGCUGCUAGUCUAUUUGACCUAAUACAAAUUUCUUGAUUGCCGAGUGUAAUCAAAAUUGAAAAUCUGAGCAUGGUUUUCAAACACAUGUAUGAUGUCCAUUUUCCCCUUGUCGAUUUUGAACAAACAGUUUUAUUGAGAGUAAAAACUGACUGCAUGCAUGCAAGUGUAUUGAGUUAAUUUGGUUUAGAAAGGUUAUUUAACAUUUUCAUACAUUUGUGGAUUUCAAUAAGUUAAGAGUUAAUAAUGGAAAAAGCUUGUGAUUUUAUCAUUUACGUGAGAUUCAUAAUUGAGCUGACGGUGAGAAAUGUAUACCUUUGCAUAAUACUAGAAAACACUUUAAAAUUUUAUAGAACAGUGCAGGUUAAUGAAUUAACUAAACAUUCAUGCCAUUUCGAUACAUUAACAAUGAAACACAUUUAUGCUUGUGCUCACUCACUCAAAGUAAAGAUUUAAAAUUGCUGACAACUUUUAUUUUCACUGUGGAACUGUUUAGAGCAGCUUUGCGGCAUGUUAAACAUUGGUUAGAAAGUGUGGUAAUGUUGAAUGCUCUUACAGCGGCCCUGCUUAAAGGAAACUAGUACUAAGAGGCUUUCAUUUUUUAAAACAAUUUGUAAAGGAUUGAAAAAAGCACUGAGCACAUCACCACAAUGAUUUAGUUACCAUGCUGUCAUUUAAAAGAAUACAACCAUAAGUUUAUUAUCUAAAAAAUUGCCAUGCAUGUCAUUUUAGCCCAUGAAAUCUAUCAACUUGUGAGCUCUUAACUUCAUAAAAGAUCAUUUUAAAGGUUUCUCUCUCAAGCAGUUUGCUGUAAGUGCACUCCACUGUUAGGGCCGAGGCCUGUAAAUAUGUGCCUUGUAAAAAAUGAAGGUGCUAUUGCAGACUUAAAACACUUGGUGCCCAAACUGUUGUUACUGACUGCCCUGAUCGCAGGGUCUCGUACUGGGUAUACGUACAUCCACACACCACCUCCAAAAAACUUUUUGUGCCUCCCAGCCAAAGAAAAAGAAACUGAAGUAUGCUUUCUGACAAAGUUUUCAUUUUUUAGUUUUGAAUAGUUCUUUCUUGGAUAUAGUGCACAUAUAGGGAAGAGAACUGAUAUUAGUCUAAGCCUGGAUGAUAAAUAUAAUUUGCUUAGGAAUGCUCUGUUUUGGAAUAUUUGUCACUCUUGGGCAUUAUGACACUGUUCUUUGUUUGAAAUGCUAGUCCUGUUUGGUAUUUGGGAUGAUGGCUUUAAUGCUUUUGUUUUGAGAUUGUGUUCUUGACUGUUUUAUCAUUCAAUAUAAAAUGAAGCACUGAAAAUACUAAUACAAUUUGAUAAGCAAGUAAUUAUAAUGAAUUAUUAUUGCUCAUUUUAUGCUGUGUCUGAUAAAACUUCUUCAUUCAGUAUUUUAGACCUCAUGUGUGUGUAAAUCGACACUCUUCACUCCUGCUAAAUAUGUUCAAUGAGUCAUUUCAUGCUUUAUGAAUAGAAUAAGAACCAUGAUCACGGUUACAGCAACCCUGGAAGCUGCUCAAGCUGUUUGCAGGAAAACACUUUUCCACUAAGUUCAAGCUCUUUAUCAGAAGGAUUCAGUUUGCAAAUUGGUGACAAGUUACAUUAUAGGAUAGCAUGCUACUUGAAAUGCAAGCAUAUUCAAAAAUUCUGACAUGAAACGGUGUGCCAUAAAUCAGAUGAUGAGAAUAAUGGUAACUAUUAAGUGUAUGUGAUAGAAUGCCAAUAGGCUUCUCUGUGAGUAUGCCAGUUCUACCAGUUUCUUUCUUUCUUUUUUUUUUUCAUUUGCUAACCUGAAUUGUAGCAUGAUUUAGUGCUAGUACCAAAAUGCUUCCUGAAAAAAUCAACAUGAAUGGACUGUGUUCAUUUUAAGGCUGGCUUGACGCAAGUUAGCUUCAUCUACAGGAAACCAAAGGCCCCAAAACUUAUGUUGAUCCACUGAGUAAAAAGUUUUCUUUCUUUCUUUAUCCAUUAAGCUUAAAGGGACACUAAAUAGCGAAACGGUUUUCCUUGUGUUUAUCCACUGAGUAAAAAGUUUUCUUUCUUUCUUUAUCGACUAAGCUUAAAGGGACACUAAAGAGCGAAACGGUUUUCAAUGUAUUAGGAAAAUAUAAUUUGACAAUAAUUGAAAAUGCCACUCUUACCUAGAGAUGACGCUUGGUAAGCGAGAAAAUGCGGGAACAGAAAAAAGCAAGCGGAGAUGCCACCUUCCCGCACCAAAGACCGUAAGGUUAUAGAUCUUGAAGGACUCUACUAGGUCCAUGUAGCUUAUAAUCGAUAAAAAUGAAGUACAUUGCCAUCUGUGGGUGCCAUAGAUUAAGCAUACAAAGUUUCAGAAAAUUUCAUCUAGCUAUUAUUGUGAAAACAUGAAAAAAUACAUUUUCAAAUUAGUGACAUUACGUGUGGAAAUUUCAGCGUGAAGUUUUAAAAUGAAACUUCAACCUUCGAUUUCUCCACUAGUAAUGAACUUAUGAUGGUGAAACUUAUGGUAUUAGAGUUCUCAAAGUCCCGUUUAUCAAUCCAAAGCAAGUCAUUGUUGCUCUUUAGUGUCCCUUCAAGGAGAGAUAACAGAAUAUGAAUUUUUUUAAUGCUAAUAUACUCACUUGAGAUGUCAUGUAGCUUCGAUAACACUUUUUUAAACAUGUUAGCACAAUUAUUCAUUAAUUGUGCUAUCAUUCUACAAGCAAAGUACAAUUAUACAAGUAAACUUAACAGAAUUAUUCAUGAAUUGUACUAUCAUUUUACAAGCAAAGUACAGCUUGUUUUGACCAUGUGAUGAAAUGUUAGAAAAACCAAGCUUUGGGACUUUUUGAUGCUGGUAAUCUUACUGGACUUUCUUAAAAAUUUUAAUUACAAAGCAGUGUGAUUUUACGAGUGAUUUUGGCAAAUUGUGUGCAUGUGGCUCAUUACAGUGACCCAAAUAAUUUUAUACCUUCUGUUUGCUUUCGUGGAGAUUGAACAAAAAGCUGUAUUUAUGUGGCCACAUUUAGUACAGAAUUUUACAAGCAUUCCUAUGUAUAGGUAGCAUGUUUCAAGGGACCAUAUUUUUUAUACUAUUUGGUAGGUGAAGAAGCUCGUGAAGGCACAAUGAACAUGCUCUGUUGUAGAAUUAACACUCUACUACAAGCCAGUUUGACCUAUACAUUCUAAAAAACUGAAUAUUUCAUGCGACACUCUAAAAAUGGCUAGGUAUGCUGCACAUUUUCACUCUGCAUCAGGGACUGUAUUUCUACCUUGUGCAGAAUUUAGUGAUACUGCAUCAAAUGUGCUUUGACAUAAUUACCCACAUUUAUGCCAGGAAAAGAAAAUGAAGCCUUACUGAAAAUCUGCUCUUUCACUUUUGUUUCUAUAAUCAUAUGUAGAUAGGAUGCAUCCUUGCAUACAGCAAACUGUGGCCAUCAUUUUCUAACGAGUGGCCUAAUUAAUGCAUUUACAGCUGUUUACCAGUUGCACAUUCCUAAAUGCUUUUAUGCUUGUAAUUGAGGAAAGAUUAGAAAAAAAAAACAUUUAUUUGUUUAUGUUUUGAAUGAAAAUGGACUGAAAUGAGCAUCAUGCUCAGAAAUAGGAAUUUGAAGUUAUUAAUAGUUUACAUGAAUACUUCAUGGGUGAAAUUAUAUCCCGAGAAGUGCGGCAUUCUGCUCUUGUCAAGGCACUGACGAACUUUUAUUUUAAAAUAGGAAUAGUUGUGUCUUAGCAUUUAAAACAAGUGGUGUAUUGUGACACCCAGUUGUGAAAAGUCUUAAAAGUGGCUCAUAAUUGGAAUGAAAGUGUUACGAUUUUUUUUUUUUCACAGCAUAGGAACAACCAGUCAGCUAUCUUCUAGUUUGUUGCUGAAGGCUUAGGUAGGCAUGUAUUUGUAAAUUAGGGUAAUUUUUUUUGAGCGUGGAAGAAAACAACUUGAAAAAGGGUUCUUCAGAGGAAUGGUUAUCAUCUGCCUGAACAUUUGCCAUGAAGCCAGAAAGGAAAAUGUACUGCUCCCGGCUUCCACACUUGAGCACUUGAUAGUUUGAUGGUUAGUUUUAUUGGUUGAAUCAUCACACUAUUGUCUGAGUGCAGAUUAUUUAAGGCAGGGAUACUGCCUACCUUUUUAUUGUAGCCGAGUGACUGUGUUUGGAUUAUUGAAUAUUUCCUUACACAAAAUUGAAUAUUUCCUUACACGCCUUUAUCAUGCACUGCUAAAUGCACCCUUCCGAAUGCCUGCCUGCUUCUGUAAAUUCUUGGCAAUAAAACAUCAACAUUUUCUUUUUUUCUUUAUACCAGUCUCCUUCCUACCUGCACAUUUAUUCUUACUGCCCUGAAUACUCUGUUAAUACAGUUUGUAUAUAGAAUGCUCAAGGAGUCUCAGGGAUUAUAGAAGUAAGAACUGAGCAAACAUUCUCAAUUUUUUUUUGCAUUUGUUAUGCAUAUAGUGUGGACACUCUUGCCAUUAUAUAAAUACAUAUGGAGAUGCUGUAAUGCUAUGCUGUGACAGUGAAUUGAUAUUAGAUGCACCUAUGUUAUUCAGCCACCUUGCAACCUGUGGAUUGUGUGUAAGUUAUUUUGUACAUAAAAUAUGUAUACCUCAAGCCAAAUGUUAUUUCAAUGCUGCAGCAAGGCAUUGGUCACAUCAAGUAGGGGCUAUGGCACCUUGGACAUUUACACGUCACAAGUGAGGUGAAGCCUCUUUGUACUGAGUAUGCUGAAUAAAUGUUAUAACUUUGAAUGAAA